CUUUGCAAAGCUCAGAGCCCAGCUGGGAGAGGAAGACACUGCUGGUGUCUGAGUGCCUGCCACUGCAGGCAGCUGAGAGCAGUGAAGCCACACACUGCUCUGUCUGGUCUCUGCUUCCAGCUCUGCCAGGUGUGAGCGAGGGCUCCAGCAAGGCAGAGCGGGGAGACACAGCUGCUGCUUGCUCUCCUCACUGGCUGCCUUGUUUGGACCAGUUGAGCAGGAAUAUUUACUCAGGGACAAGGGGAAGAGCUUGGAAAGAUGAUUUAAAGUCAAGCAACUGUCUUCAAGCAUCCAAGCCUGAUAUGCUUAGCAAACAGCAGUGCUCAAAGGUGGAGUACAAUACUGAAGCACUCUGGAAGCAAGCAACCUACCAAAACUAAGCCAGCAAAGCACUCUGGAAGCAAGCAACCUACCAAAACUAAGCCAGCAAAGCACUCUGGAAGCAAGCAACCUACCAAAACUAAGCCAGCAAAGCACUCUGGAAGCAAGCAACCUACCAAAGCUAAGCCAGCAAAGCACUCUGGAAGCAAGCAGCCUGCCAAAGCUAAGCCAGCAAAGCACUCUGGAAGCAAGCAGCCUGCCAAAGCUAAGCCAGCAACUCUUUGGGACCUCUUGGGAUCACAAUCCUAGGAAGAGAAACAACAAAAUCAGGAGUGCUGUGGAUUUGAAAGCAAAACAGCAGCCAUUGUCCAAUUUCCAGCUGCCACAUCUACUUGGAAACUGAGGCUGGGACACUGCUGGAAGUCAUUCUGAAAGGAAACAACCUUCUUGGGAAGGCAGGUGGCCAGCAGAGACCUUUCCUUCCUUGCUCCAUUAUGAUCUCUGCUUAAGUGUUCUCGUGCACGUGUAGAAGAGGUUGGGGAAAAAAGCUGCUGAUAAUUUCUUCCCAGGUCUGUUGCCAAAGGCAGAUAAACCACCUCUGGUCAGCAGUCUCCCUGAAGAAUGGCUGGCCAGGACACUGAGGACUUUGGAGCAGAGCACCUCUCUGAGAAGGCUCGGAUGAUUCCCAGCCUCCCACCCUAUGACAUGGAGGAUCAGCUCCUUCCCAGGGAGCCACGGAGCACCUGCUGCUGCUUGGCAUGGACCCUGUUGGUAGUCACCACGAACAUCUUGGUCUUCUUCAUGAAUUUGCUGCUGCUGUUUGUUAUCUUCACCAUUGUCCUGCUCCCCACCAUUGUGGUGGUUUACUUUGGCUUCCAGUGCCACUCCAAGGUGCUGCACUCAGCUGCCCGCUACUGCAGGAGCUUCUUGGAUGACAGCAGCUCUUCUGCCCUCAUCAUCCUUGGCUUUGUCAUCAUGUCCCCUCUGAUAGUGGCAGCCAUGGCCAUCUACUGCAGCCUGGCCAGGCGCUUCCAUCUCCUCCUGUGCUUCCAGCCCUACAGCAGGGCUGUCUACAAGGGGGUGAAGUGGCGCUGGUACGAGGAGGGAGGCUUGUGCCGCUCUGUCAGGGGGUGGAACACUCAAGUCAAAGCCUGGGUAUGAGCUGGCAGCACCAGAGGCCCUCUCCUAGCCAGCACCACCUUCUCCCUGACCUGUCCUUCCUCACCAUCACCUCCCAGAAUCACCAUCCUGAGGUUUCUAUGGAUGCAGGCAGCCUAGGACCUAGAUGUGAGAGGAAGGGAGAUGCAUGAGCGAGCCUUCUCCUGCAGCUGCAAGUGGGUAGGACUGUGCCCAGCAUGAGGGCAAAAGAGAUAACACAAAUCCUGGGUGGCCAAGGAACAUGGACUCCUCCUGCUGCUUGUGGCAUCUGGAGCACAGCUCCACUUCCAGCCUUGCCAGCAUCACCUGGGCGGGGAGCAGCUGAACAGGAGCACACAGGGGUGGGGGCAGCUGCUGACCUCGCUGCAUGCCUUAGAGGGGUCCCUUUGGGACAGGCAGCCCUUGGUGAAACAGCCAGCCAGGUGCAAGGGCCUGUGCUUUGCCUGGGUGCUGGGGUGCCUGUGUGUCUAAGCUCCCUCUGAGGUGUCUGUAGUCACUGCCUCUGUGAUGUCUGAGAUCCACACUUCCCUACACAGCAGACACUCGUCCCUCAGCAGUCCCUCUUUCCUGUGACCUGUAGCAGUGCUUGAGCUCCUCUUGCUGUUCCUGAGUGUUCUAAACCUUCUGCUGUCCCAUCGAGGCUGGAUGGCUGGAGCCAUUUCAGCACUGGCACUGUGUGGUGUGAAAGAAGGAGCACAGACUGGCCCUCAUGAAAAUGCAGGUGGGCAGGAAGGUGGUGUCUGGGGAGGCUGCCAUGCUGAGUGUGUGAUCUGCCAUACCCAAGGUGAUGUGUGGGGUGGAUGCAGCAUCCUCCUGGAACAGGAGCUGGGGAUGAGAGAGCUGCUGGGCAGAAGAACCCAGCCUGGGUCUGGUGCUGUGCUUCUGCAGAGCCCCCACAGGGUCUCAGCUGCUGCUUGGCUAAGGCAGCUGAAGCCCCUCUUGACUUCAGUGGUCUGUGCAGCAAGACCACAGCCCCUCUGCCAUUAAACUGGCCCUGGGUAAGGAGCACAGUCUGGCAUGGCAGCCUGGUGCAUGUCCCUCUCCUCUCGUGUCACUGUGGGGCUCAGUGUGCCGUUGGUGGGGUCUGUGUGCUGCUGCUUGCUGUAAGCUCUGUGCUCCCACUGCCUGUCCUUCCUCUGCCUCCCCUGUACCAGCUUUUCCAGUGCUGUGUAUCAAUAAAGAUCAUGCAGAUGCCA
Messenger RNA from Pogoniulus pusillus (Red-fronted tinkerbird), 2675 nucleotides. RefSeq names its product transmembrane protein 88B (gene TMEM278). The transcript is spliced from 2 exons. Bases 943 to 1482 code for a protein of 179 amino acids. Gene Ontology annotation, molecular function: PDZ domain binding. The record is from RefSeq and is a predicted model, not a curated record. Gene Ontology annotation, cellular component: plasma membrane. NCBI's taxonomy places the organism in Eukaryota, Metazoa, Chordata, Aves, Piciformes, Lybiidae.